AUGAGUGGUGAUUAUACAGCCUUUUUCUACGGCACUUUGAUGGCCCCCGAGGUCUUCUUUACUGUCUGCUACGGCCAGAAAGACCCUCCUCAGGUCAUAAAGGAUAUGCACAAAUUCACUCCUGCGAUUCUCGAGGGUUACUGUCGUCAUCGGGUUCGACAUGCCGACUACCCUGCUGUUGUCCCCGAAAAGGGUCAUACUGUCCGCGGUGUUUAUGUUACUGGACUCACUGAUGCCAAUGUUGGGAAACUCGACAUGUUUGAGGGAUCCGAGUACGACAAGGCAAACGUCAAAGUCAAGUUGCUGAACAAGGACGGUACUGGCAGCGACAAGGGCGAGUACAGAGACACGACCGUCUACGUUUUCAACUCACCUGAGCACCUUGAGAAGCGAGAGUGGGACUUUGAGGAGUUCCGACAGAUGAAGAUGAAGAAUUGGACCCGAACCGGCUUGGUUUUCGAUUAA
Messenger RNA from Fusarium coffeatum, 465 nucleotides. RefSeq lists its product as uncharacterized. Lineage: Eukaryota; Fungi; Ascomycota; Sordariomycetes; Hypocreales; Nectriaceae. The transcript is spliced from 3 exons. The record is from RefSeq and is a predicted model, not a curated record. Bases 1 to 465 code for a protein of 154 amino acids.